AUGUGGAGAGUGCUGAAGAAGAUGACAGAGUGUACGAAAAGCGCGGUCAUGCUAGACGGAGAACUGUCUAAAUUCUUCGACAUUGAGCAGGGGGUCCCACAAGGUUGCACGCUGUCCCCAACAUUGUUCCAGGAACUACGGCACGCCAUGCUUCGGGCUCAGAGAGUGGCCUCCGAGGCCCGUGAAGACGCCAAGAAGGGGAGGGCCGCCGAUGAAGAAGAGCUCAAGCCUUUGCUGUCGUCCUGUUUGCGGUCCGACGGGGCAUUGCUGCCACCCUUUGCUCUCCACGCGGACACCUGUCAGAUGAGGAAGUGCAGGAGCUACAUGGCCUAUCAAGUGCAGGCUAUCACGGAGAGGGUCAAGGGGACUUGUGAAGAUGUCGAGAGCGAGUUGCACCGCCAAAUUCAGCUUCGAAAGGACGAGGUUUGUAUGCUGCGGGAACAACGGGCGGAGGCGGAGGAGCUGUACGAAGCGCGGGCCGUUCGGCUGGAGAGCCUGCUUGAGGAGUGGAAGGGAAAACACGCCGCCCUUCGCCGCAGGUUCUCUCUCGAGACGGAAGGUUUCCGCCGCGACGCCGACAACAUCGGCAGGCGGUUCGAGCGCAUACGCGCGGGCCCCCCAGGAGGCCGGCCGGCCAUCUCGAGCAGGAGUGGGUCUAGCGCAAGGCUUGCCGUCGAGCGCGCGUUCCAUCCCCGGGAGGCGGCAGGCGGCGGGGGCACGGCUGCGGCGGGCGUUUUUGGGCAGCUGGGGGGCGGGCACCGCUACCCAUCGGCGUAGGUAGAAAGCGCGUGCGCGUUUGUGUGUUUUAUUAUUAGCAUCGACCGCGCCAACCGGCCUGGCCAAUGAAAAGACGUCAGUCUCAGUGCGAUUAGAAACGACGAAAAAUGGCUCUCAACACCAUGAUCCGGACGUGUCUUUUUUUCUGUCUCUUUUUUUUCAGUGUGGCCUUCAGGUUGGUUUAUCGUGGGGUGGCGUGUUGUGCUGCCGUCGUCGUGUUCAGGUAGACAUGCCUCGUCGCAUUUUCGAGGAGAGCGUUUUUUGGUUGUUUUUACUACUGUGGUGCGCGUGUGCACUUCGGUUGGAAGGCAGGGAACGAGUGGGAACAUGUUGUGGAUGUUUGUACAUAUGUGCUGGUUUGUGAUAAAAGGUGCUUCGUGCCUGCUCUGAAAUGGAAACUGCGUCCGGCUGUUGGGCCUGUCUAGGACCGGGUGGGCAAGAAUUGCAGCCGAUUCAACCGUCGCGGUAUUUUUCUGGUACGUCCGCUUUUUUGAGUCUCGCAGGAAAGUAUGCUUACCAGCAGGCUGAAUUGGUUGCGAAGUAUGCACCCGAUUGCAAGAAAUCGAAUAUCCAAAA
Molecule: messenger RNA, 1353 nt
Organism: Ectocarpus sp. CCAP 1310/34
Lineage: Eukaryota; Phaeophyceae; Ectocarpales; Ectocarpaceae
Source: the annotation of a GenBank genome assembly